Messenger RNA from Diachasma alloeum, 459 nucleotides. RefSeq lists its product as uncharacterized. NCBI's taxonomy places the organism in Eukaryota, Metazoa, Arthropoda, Insecta, Hymenoptera, Braconidae. The record is from RefSeq and is a predicted model, not a curated record. The coding region runs from base 1 to 459 and encodes 152 amino acids. The transcript has 2 exons.
AUGUUAGCUGCUUUGGCCUUUGUCCCUGAAGAGGAUAUUAUUUAUGCGUACGAGAAACUAAUCAACACCAAAUUUUACAAAGAAAAUGAUAAGCUUCUAACUCAUCUGAUUGAUUACAUCGAAGAAACGUGGAUAGGGACAUUGAAUCGUCGUAAAGUAAGACUUCCCCCACAAUUUGCCAUAAAGUUAUGGAAUCAGUACCAAUCAGUGAUACAGAGAACACCUCGUAUCAAUAACAGUGUCGAAGGCUGGCACCAUGCGUUAAACACACGAGCCGAAGCUAGCCACUUGACUGUUUGGAAACUGAUUGAGUUAAUGAUGAGAGAGCAGAAUCUUACAGAUGUGAAAAUGAGUCAUAUCGAGGCAAAAGUGGAAACCCCAACAAUGAAGAAAAAGUACCGAGAGAUUGAUGCCAGGAUCUACAACAUCGUGGUCAAUAGUGUUGUUAAAAUGUUGUAA